Messenger RNA from Nerophis ophidion (straightnose pipefish), 5517 nucleotides. It is a transcript of the gene tnikb, whose product is annotated as TRAF2 and NCK interacting kinase b. The record is from RefSeq and is a predicted model, not a curated record. Gene Ontology annotation, biological process: protein phosphorylation. The coding region runs from base 305 to 4570 and encodes 1421 amino acids. The transcript has 35 exons. Gene Ontology annotation, molecular function: protein kinase activity; ATP binding. NCBI's taxonomy places the organism in Eukaryota, Metazoa, Chordata, Actinopteri, Syngnathiformes, Syngnathidae.
GUGCGCGCCGCCGCCGUGCCGUGCACGCGCUCUCGCCCUCCGCGUGCUUGCGUCCGCGCGCGACUCGGCCCCUCCGUGCAGGUGGAGGCAUGUAGCAGCACCUGGAUCUCCGUGCACGUCGCUGCUGCUUCUUCUUCCUCACCCUCGACGUCGCCCGUCCGCCUUUCCCGCCGCGAGGCUCCCGGUGGCGGGGGGAAAAGGGGAUCUUUUUUUGCCCCCGUCGGGUCGAGGAGCGUUAAUCCUGGCUGCCGCACGUCCGAUGGUCGAUGGUCGUUGAGGAAGCUUCCAUCUUGAGUGCACCACCAUGGCGAGCGACUCCCCCGCCAGGAGUCUGGACGAGAUCGACCUGUCUGCUCUACGGGACCCGGCUGGCAUCUUUGAGCUGGUUGAACUGGUUGGGAAUGGCACCUACGGCCAAGUGUACAAGGGUCGCCAUGUCAAGACUGGCCAGCUGGCUGCCAUCAAGGUCAUGGACGUCACAGGAGAUGAGGAGGAGGAGAUUAAAGCGGAGAUCAACAUGCUGAAAAAGUACAGCCACCACAGGAACAUCGCCACCUAUUACGGCGCCUUCAUCAAGAAGAAUCCUCCCGGCAUGGACGACCAGCUAUGGCUGGUGAUGGAGUUCUGCGGCGCCGGCUCAGUGACGGAUCUCAUCAAGAACACCAAAGGCAACUCCCUGAAGGAGGAAUGGAUCGCUUACGUGUGCAGGGAGAUCCUCCGGGGUCUCACCCACCUCCACCAGCACAAGGUCAUCCAUCGGGACAUCAAAGGUCAGAAUGUGCUGCUGACAGAGAACGCCGAGGUCAAGCUAGUGGAUUUUGGUGUAAGCGCCCAGCUGGAUCGCACGGUGGGACGGAGGAACACGUUCAUCGGGACGCCUUAUUGGAUGGCCCCGGAGGUCAUCGCGUGUGACGAGAACCCAGACGCCACCUAUGACUUCAAGAGUGAUCUGUGGUCGCUCGGCAUCACGGCCAUAGAGAUGGCGGAGGGAGCGCCACCGCUGUGCGACAUGCACCCCAUGAGAGCGCUCUUCCUCAUCCCCAGAAACCCCGCCCCCAGACUCAAGUCAAAGAAGUGGUCCAAGAAGUUCCAGUCGUUCAUCGAGGGCUGCCUGGUGAAGAGUCACGGUCAGCGGCCCAGCACCGAGCAGCUCCUCAAGCACCCCUUCAUCAGGGACCUUCCUAACGAGCGGCAGGUCCGCAUCCAGCUGAAGGACCACAUCGACCGCACCAAGAAAAGGAGGGGCGAGAGAGAUGAGACCGAGUACGAGUACAGUGGCAGCGAGGAAGAGGACGAAGAGCGGGACAUCGGCGAGCCGAGCUCGAUCAUCAACAUUCCCGGGGAGUCCACUCUAAGGCGGGACUUCCUGCGUCUCCAGCUGGCCAAUAAGGAGCGGUCGGAGCUGAUCCGCCGCCAGCAGCUGGAGCAGCAGCAGAACGAGGAGCACAAGCGCCAGCUGCUGGCCGAGAGGCAGAAACGCAUCGAGGAGCAGAAGGAGCAGAGGCGGCGGCUGGAGGAGCAACAGCGCCGCGAGCGGGACAUGAGGAAGCAGCAGGAGCGCGAGCAGAGGAGGCGCUACGAGGAAAUGGAGCAGAUCCGCCGCGAGGAGGAGAGGAGGCACGCCGAGAGGGAACAGGAGUAUAUCCGUAGACAGCUGGAGGAGGAGCAGAGGCAGCUGGAGAUUCUGCAGCAGCAACUCUUGCAGGAGCAGGCCUUACUGCUGGAGUACAAGAGGAAGCAGAUCGAGGAGCAGCGCCAGGCGGAGCGGUUGCAGAGGCAGCUGCAGCAGGAGCGCGCCUACCUGGUGUCCCUGCAACAGCAGCAGCAGCAAGACCCACAGCGCCCCCCACAGGAUAAGAAGCAGCUCUACCACUACAAGGACCAGGCGCCUGGUGCCGCCAACGACAAACCCGCCUGGGCCAAAGAGGUGAUGCGUCGAGCUCAGAGCAACUCGCCUCGCGUUCCCCCCAAGAAGUACCACUCCUUUAGGCAGCCGCGCAACACCAACCUGGACAACCUCUUCCUGCUUCCCGGUUACAAACCUCGCCGGGCCCGCCCCCCUUCCUACCCCGCCCACGGCAGCCCCUCCAGGAGUUACAACCACAAGCACCAGCGCGGCGGCCACGUGCCGCUGAUCCACGUCACCUGCGUGCCGGAGUCCACCCCUGCACGCCGAAGGGGGAGCCCGGACUCCCGAGGGCGGAGUCCCAGCCGCCGGGUGGACGAGCGUUACGUGAUCAACAGACAGACUUCUCCUGCCUUGCAGCAUAAGGUCUCCAACCGAAUCUCGGACCCCACGAUGCCGCCCCGCUCCGAGUCCUUCAGCAGCGGCGGCAUCCAGCAGGCCCGGACUCCGCCCAUGCACCGCUCCGUGGAGCCGCAGAUGGCCCACCUGGUGCAGGUGAAGAGUCACGGGCUGUCAGGCUCGCAGUCUCUUUACGACCCCCACGGCGUGUCCUCCUCCACGGUAUCGCCCUCUCCCUCCAGACCUCCCAUGCCUCGGCAGAACUCCGACCCCACCUCAGACACCCCUCCUCCCAUGCCUCUCUCACGCCUGGUGCCCCCUCUUGACAAGCUGGACCGCAGCUCCUGGCUGCGGCAAGACGACGACAUGCCCCCCAAGGUUCCUCAGAGGACCACGUCUAUAUCCCCGGCUUUGGUCAGGAAGACCUCGCCUGGGAACGGGCCUGGACUGGGACCCCGGGCUGGAGCACACCUCAUACGGGCCAGCAACCCCGAUCUUCGGAGGACUGAUGUCUCCAUGGAUGCACCCCUGAAGAGGACGAGCAGUGGCAGCUCCAGCUCCAGCACCCCCAGCUCACAGGGGGGCUCCAACGAGCGAGCAAAUGCAGCCAUGAAGACAGAAGGCACGGUUCCGUCGGACGAGACCAAGGACGACAGCAGAGAUGUGUCGCGACCCAGCCGGCCUGCAAGCUAUAAGAAAGCCGUAGACGAGGACCUCACGGCGUUGGCCAAGGAGCUGCGGGAGCUGCGACAGGGCGAGGAAACCAGCCGCCCGCCCGUCAAGGUCACGGACUAUUCCUCGUCCAGCGAGGAGUCUCACAGCAGCGAGGAUGAGGACGGCGAGGGCGGCGCCAACGACGGAACGGUGGCCGUGAGCGACAUCCCUCGCAUCAUGCCGGCGGCCAGCAAAGGAGGGAACGAGGGCAUGAUGGGAGGACACAACGACUCGCACGGAAACAACUCGCGGGACGGCACCCUAAUGAUGCGUGAGAGACGUGGCGAGCGGAGGCGGAGCUCCACCGCCAGCAACGGCGUCCUCGGUAUUGCUAAUCUCUUUGCCGACACCUCCGAGCUCCCCGAUUUGGUGCAGCCAGGCACUUCCCCCCCAGUCGCCCAAUACGGGAUGGGAGGAGGCGGCGGGGGUGGCCUCAGCUCCAAGGCCUCCUUCACGCCAUUCGUGGAUCCGAGGGUUUACGGGACUUCUCCGACGGACGACGAGGACAACAUCUCCGCUUCAGCCAUGUUUGCCGACGAGCUGCUGAAGCAGGAGCAGGCGCGCCUCAACGAAGCCCGCAAGAUCUCGGUGGUCAACGUUAACCCCACCAACAUCCGACCGCACAGCGACACGCCGGAGAUCCGCAAGUACAAGAAGCGCUUCAACUCCGAGAUCCUGUGCGCCGCUCUGUGGGGAGUGAACCUGCUGGUGGGAACCGAGAACGGCCUGAUGCUGCUGGACCGCAGCGGGCAGGGCAAAGUCUACAACCUCAUCAACCGCCGCCGCUUCCAGCAGAUGGACGUCCUGGAGGGUCUCAACGUCCUGGUCACCAUCUCAGGCAAGAAGAACAAGCUGCGCGUGUACUACCUGUCUUGGCUGAGGAACAGGAUACUCCACAACGACCCCGAGGUGGAGAAGAAGCAGGGCUGGAUCACGGUGGGCGAGCUGGAGGGUUGCGUGCACUACAAAGUCGUCAAGUACGAGAGGAUCAAGUUCUUGGUGAUCGCCCUGAAGAACGCCGUGGAGAUCUACGCCUGGGCUCCCAAACCUUACCACAAGUUCAUGGCCUUCAAGUCCUUCACAGAGCUGCAGCACCGCCCCCUGCUGGUAGACCUGACAGUGGAAGAAGGGCAGAGGUUAAAGGUCAUCUACGGCUCCAGCGCAGGCUUCCACGUCGUGGAUGUGGACUCCGGCAACCCCUACGACAUCUACAUCCCCUCACAUAUUCAGGGUCAGGUGACCCCGCACGCCAUCGUGGUUCUGCCCAAGACGGACGGCAUGGAGAUGCUGCUGUGUUACGAGGACGAGGGCGUCUACGUCAACACCUACGGCCGCAUCACCAAGGAUGUGGUGCUGCAGUGGGGCGAGAUGCCCACUUCUGUCGCCUACAUCCACUCCAACCAGAUCAUGGGCUGGGGAGAGAAGGCCAUCGAGAUCCGCUCGGUGGAGACGGGACACCUGGACGGCGUUUUCAUGCACAAGCGAGCCCAGCGACUAAAGUUCCUGUCGGAGAGGAACGACAAGGUCUUCUUUGCGUCGGUGCGCUCCGGAGGCAGCAGCCAGGUCUUCUUCAUGACCCUCAACAGAAGCUCCAUGAUGAACUGGUGUUGAAGACCCUGAAAAUGGAUGGAUGAAACUCUUUUGGGAGCUUCAAGAGGGAUCCCCAAGGGUUAAGAAAAUCCUUGACUGGACCCCAUCAGCGUGUGACAGCAUCCCCACUCAGACUAGCCUUCGGCGCUCCUGUCCAUCGCCCGUGCGAGCCGCCUCCGCGCCGUGUGCUGCCAAUGAGUCAAUAAAAACACGCCGAGAGGGGACAGACGGGACUUGUCUGCAAGUGGCGUACGGACAGAAAGGCGGAGUCAGCAUCUUUUUAACCCACGGUGGUCCAGCGUCACUCAGGAAACACAUUCGUGCUACUUGGACAUGUCUUGCCCCCACUGCCACUCGGGGGGUGAGCGAAGUGCACCUGUGGACGACCACGCCAGUCCAUGCAUAUCACGGGUUAGUUCAUCUUCCACGGAUUACUUUCAUUUUUAGAGCAGGAGUUGGUCUCCGACAUGAGCACAAACACCUUUUUUUUUUCAUGCGUGAGGCUCCUCUUUGACUUAUUGCGUUGACGUACAAACAAGUAGAUGAGCAGCAAGCCUCCGACAUGCACAGGACCUUCACUUUCACGCGCUGGCUCUCUCUAUACAUAUAUUUACACUGUAUAUCUUACUCUUCACUUUUAGGCAAAGACACAAAAAACAAAACACUGAAAGCUUAGCUGUCUUUCUACAAUUUAAAAAAACAUAGCUGACAAUUUCUUAAAAACAAAAAAAAAAAGGUCGACACUUUUUAUUGUGGUAUUUGUAUUUCAAUUUUUUGUAUCAAGACUGUGAACAGCUGUCUGUGUGUGUGUGUGUGUGUGUGAGUGACAGAGUGUGUGUGUACAGAUGUGUGACAUGCAUGUGAGUGUUUUCACCCUCGUCUGGAUCACUGGAAUCAAACCUCGAAUCUAAAGGACACACAUCGGUGAUGUUGGAAUUCUACAAUAAACGUCCUCUCCUUGUACAGCA